CAGGUGAUUGUUCUGACAUAUUUUUCUUCCUGAGAAAUAUAAUCUCUUUGAAAAUUUUCUUCUUUCUUCUGGCAUAUUUUUCCCCUUCCCACUUAGGAAUCUUUUUCCUGUUUUAGAGUUCUGUGGAAGGCUUUUCUGUUAUGCAAGAUAAUAUAUUUUGUUUUGCUUUUUUUGUUUUUGAAGUAACAGAAAUGAUGCUGUUGUAUCUAAAGGAAAAGGAGCCGUUUGUCUUACCCACAUUCUUACAUCUUGUAUAUUUGCCUAGAGACUUUUAAACACACACACACCAAAUUAACAUUUGGGGAAUUCCCACAUUUUAUGUUGUGUGGCUUGGUUUCCAUGGCAACCUUCUGACUCCAGUCCCCAGGCCUGUGGUUCCUUAGGUGACGCGUCCUCAUCCUCCCCUGUUCCCUGCUGCUGACCAGCACUGCACGGUGACCCUGAGCAGUCACUUAAGGCUGCUGUUUCUUUAUCUGGAACUGGGAGGGGUUGCAGCAUAGUUUUUUUUUUAGGCCUUACUCUACCAGCAUAAAAAUUUCUUGGUUCACAUUCAAGAUUUUGUGGCCAUUAGAAUAAUUUUUGGAUGAUUUUAUGUAAUGGCUUUUAUUUGCCAGUUGAGAUUAGAAAGCAUACCUUCAAGUAUGUAUUAAAAUAUAUAUUGAGAAACACUCGGACAGGCGUGUUGGUGUACACUUGUAAUCCCAGCACUCAGGAGGCUGAGGCAGGCGGAUCAACUUGAGUUUGAGAGUAAACUGAGCCACAUAAUGAGUUCAAGACCAGACUGAAGUGCAAAGCAAGAUCCUGUCUUCAAAGAAAACAAUAAAUGGAAAAACUCUCUUUUUGUGAAUAUAGAUAUAUGUGUGUAUAUGUAAAGAUACAAUCUUUUUUAUCUAGGUAAAGAAGUAAAAGCUUAUAGCAGAAUCUCAUUGCAUAUGCAGAUUCAUUCACAUUUUAAAAGUAAUAAAAAUAUUUUACCAAGCUCCAUAUGUUUGUCCAGGUUAACUUGUGUAUCUGUGCACUUAAAAUAUAUUUUGAAAACUAUUUUCUUUAAAACUUUUUUUCAAAAAUGUAAAUAGUACCACACAGAUGUGAUCUGUUCUCCUAUUUAGUAGCCCUCAUCUCUCCCCCAAAACACCAAUAUAAAAUGAUCUAAAAAUAUGGCUUUUUUUUUUUGGGAAUUUUUCAUGAAAGGAUAUAGCAAAACUUAAAAACACAUUGACCCUCUGGUAUACAACUUUACAGUAAUUUGAUGCAUAUUUUUGAUAAAACAGCCCCAUAUUGAAGUAACAAGGACUUUCAGUGUAAGGCCCUGCAGUUUAGCCAGCUUAAAAAAAUGAAAUAACUUCAGCAAGGAACACAGACUAAGUAUAUACCCAAUAUUUUGCAAAUCAUGGAAUAAUUUCUAAGGUCCUUUCCUGAGGCGGAGUUUUUAUAGCCGUAACAUUCCAGCUGUGGUUUGGGGAGCAGAAUGUUUACUACCGUCCUGAAUACAAGGAUGGGAAGUGUGUAUUCUCACUGCUGAGGGCUUAAAAAAGAAGUAGACAGUCCUUUCAAGUCAGUAAACCUUUAUUCGGAAAACCGUGGAGCUGCGUUCCUAUGGAACUUUGGUGGUAAGUGUGGAAUGCAGGCCAACAAGAGGCCAGUCAUGGGCAGCCGAGUGUCUCAGGCGAAAUGGCAGGCUGUCCCGGCUAAUCACUUCAGGCAGCCCUUGGAAAACCACUUUCUGGUUAAGUCUGCAUCAUACUGUUCCACCAAUGGAAAAAAUUGAACAUGAUGAGGGUGUGUAGCUAGCAGACAAAAAUAUAUCCAGCAUUGCACAGGAUCUGUUUUUAGCUUUCAACGGCUGAGCAUUUGAAGUGUUAGACACUGUUUCCUGGCUUACCAUGGGCAAAAGGAAGAGAGAUUUGGAGGAUGUGGAUGUAGAUUCUAGCUACGUGAAACUUUCUGUUAGCGAAAAGACACUGGGAAUAACUAGCUACAUUCAAAAUUUUGACCAAGGACUGCUUCAAGAAAUACAUGGAUUCAUUUCCCAUGCUUUUUAAAUAUGCUGCAUUGCUCCCAAGACCAUGUAAGGUCAACCGACAUUUAGCCUCUCUCUGAGAAAAAGCCAGACUUCAGGAAUUGUCAGUUCGAAGCCUGCCACUUCUAAGGCCAAAAGAAGUCUCUGCCUUCAGGUUAAAAUGGGCAACUCCGAGAGUCAGUACACCCUUCAAGGAUCUAAAAACCAUAGCAAUGCUAUUACUGGUGCUAAGCAAAAGCCUUGCUCCCUGAAAAUACGCAGCAUUCAUGCAAAAGAUGAGAAGUCGUUGCAUGGAUGGACUCAUGGGAGCAGUGGUACAGGUUACAAGUCCAGGUCCCUGGCCCGAAGCUGCCUUUCUCACUUUAAGAAUCAUCAGCCUUACGCAUCAAGACUCAGUGGGCCCACAGGCAAAGUGUCCAAAGGCAUCACCUAUGCCAAGCACAGGGCAAGUGCCUCAGGAAAUGAUUUCCAGGUCAACAGUGCUGCUUUCUCCCCCGAGAAUGGCUUCCACUGUGAUGACCACAAACCAGCAGACAACCACAUCACCUCGAAAGACUGCAACGGACACCUCCUUAACUGCUAUGGGAGAAAUGAGAGUGCUGCCCCGACUCCACCAGGUGAAGACCGCCGUAGCCCCAGAGUGCUCAUCAAGACGCUGGGGAAGCUGGAUGGGUGUUUAAGGGUCGAGUUCCACAAUGGUGACAACCACAGCAAGGGGCCAGCAGAGGACCCAAGCGGUCCAGUGCAGCUGCUGAGGUAUUCACCUACCUUGGCAUCCGGAACCUUCCCUGUGCCAGAAGCCAGGAGGGACUCUGGUGCUGAUUCUCCGGCCAGCCAGCGCCCUUCACCUACUGACUCUCGCCUUCGCUCCAGCAAAGGCAGCUCCCUGAGCUCGGAGUUGUCCUGGUAUGACUCUCCUUGGGGCAAUGCUGGGGAGCUGAGCGAGGUGGAGGGCUCCUUCUUAGCUCCCAGCACCCCCGAUCCUAGCCUUCCCACCAGCUUCCCACCUGGUGAUGCCAAAAAGCCUUUCAACCAAAGCUCUUCCCUGUCCUCCCUUCGGGAUCUGUACAAAGAUGCCAGCCGCUCCCCCUCUGGCUUUUGCCUUUCUGACGAAUAUAUUGGCUCCCACACCAGCCUGAGCAAUCGCGUCUCGUUUGCAUCUGACAUUGAUGUGCCCUCCAGGGUAGAUCACAGGGACCCCAUCCAGUACAGUUCCUUCACCCUUCCCUGCCGGAAGUCCAAAGCCUUAACAGAGGAUACUGCAAAGAAGGACACCCUCAAAGGCAGAAUGCGACGCAUCAGCGACUGGACAGGAAGCCUCUCAAGGAAGAAGAGGAAACUCCAGGAGCCAAGGUCCAGCUUUGACAGCUGCUCUGAUGGACUGAAUGCAGAUAUGCAGGCGCUGUCUCAGGUGCCCACCCUACUGUGGCCAGCGGGCUCGGCUCAGAUCCUGUCUCAGAGAAGCGAAUCCACUCAUGCAAUUGGCAGCGAUCCUCUUCAACAGAACAUUUACGAGAAUUUCAUGCGGGAGUUGGAAAUGAGCAGGACCAACGCCGAGCACAUAGAAACAUCUACAGAAACUGUGGAAUCCAGCAGUGAGUCGCUCAGCUCACUUGAGCAACUGGAUCUGCUCUUUGAGAAGGAGCAGGGAGUGGUGCGGAAAGCCGGGUGGCUUUUCUUCAAACCCCUUGUCACCUUGCAGAAAGAAAGGAAGCUGGAGCUGGUGGCUCGAAGGAAGUGGAAACAGUACUGGGUAACACUUAAGGGCUGUACCCUGCUGUUUUAUGAGACCUAUGGGAAGAAUUCCAUGGACCAGAGCAGUGCCCCACGAUGUGCCCUCUUUGCUGAGGACAGCAUUGUGCAGUCUGUCCCAGAACAUCCCAAGAAGGAAAACGUGUUCUGCCUCAGCAACUCCUUUGGAGAUGUCUACCUUUUCCAGGCCACUAGCCAGACAGACCUGGAGAAUUGGGUCACUGCCAUACACUCUGCGUGUGCAUCCCUUUUUGCGAAGAAGCAUGGGAAAGAGGACACUGUGAAGCUGCUGAAGAGUCAGACGAGAAGUCUGCUUCAGAAGAUCGACAUGGACAGCAAGAUGAAGAAGAUGGCCGAGCUGCAGCUGUCCGUGGUGAGCGACCCCAAGAACAGGAAAGCCAUCGAGAACCAGACCCAGCAGUGGGAACGGAAUCUGGAGAAAUUUCACAUGGAUCUGUUCAGAAUGCGCUGCUACCUGGCCAGCUUACAAGGUGGGGAGUUACCGAACCCCAAGAGCCUGCUUGCUGCCACCAGCCGCCCCUCCAAGCUGGCCCUCGGCCGACUGGGCAUCUUGUCUGUUUCUUCAUUCCAUGCUCUGGUAUGUUCUAGAGAUGACUCUGCUCUUCGAAAAAGAACACUUUCACUGACCCAACGAGGGAGGAGCAAGAAGGGCAUAUUUUCUUCCUUAAAAGGGUUGGACACCCUGGCAAGGAGAGGGAAGGAGAAAAGAGCUUCCAUCACUCAGGUUGAUGAACUCCUGCAUCUGUAUGGGUCAGCAGUAGAUGGCGCUCCCCGAGACAACGCCUGGGAAAUCCAGACUUACAUUCAUUUUCAGGAUAAUCAAGGCGUCACUGUCACAAUCAAGCCAGAACACAGAGUGGAAGAUAUUUUGACUUUGGCAUGCAAGAUGAGGCAGUUGGACCCCAGUCACUAUGGCCUUCAGCUUCGGAAAUUGGUUGGUGAAAGCAUUGAGUGCUGUAUUCCUGCCCCGUAUGAAUACGUGCAAGAGCAGGUUUAUGAUGAAAUAGAAAUCUUCCCACUAAAUAUUUAUGAUGUGCAACUCACAAAGACUGGGAGUAUCUCUGACUUUGGGUUUGCAGUCACAGCACAAGUGGAUGAGCACCAGCACCUCAGCCGGAUCUUCAUAAGUGACGUCCUCCCUGAUGGCUUGGCGUAUGGCGGAGGGUUGAGAAAGGGCAAUGAAAUCAUAACCUUAAAUGGGGAAGCUGUGUCAGAUCUUGACCUUAAGCAGAUGGAGGCCCUGUUUUCUGAGAAAAGCGUUGGACUUACUCUCAUUGCCUGGCCUCUGGACACAAAAGCAACUCUGUGUGCUUCCUGGUCAGACGGUGACCUGUUCUCCAGGGACCAGAAAGCUCUGCUGCCUUCCCCCAACCAGUCCCAACUGCUGGAAGAAUUCCUGGACAACUUGAAAAAGAAUCCCGCACGUGAUUUCAGCAACGUCCCUGACAUCACAACUGGUAUGAAAAGGAGCCAGACGGAUGGCACUCUGGAUCAAGUCACCCAUCGAGAGAAAAUGGAGCAGACGUCCAGGAGUGCAGAACAGAUCGCUACACUGUGUAGGGGCUUUAACGACACACAGACCAAGAGUAUGGAAGGACCCAGGGAAAGUCAGGACCCACCUCCGAGGCCUCUGGCCCGCCACCUGUCCGAUGCCGACCGCCUCCGGAAAGUCAUCCAGGAACUUGUGGACACCGAGAAGUCUUAUGUGAAGGAUCUGAGCUGUCUCUUUGAAUUAUACCUGGAACCACUUCAGAAUGAGACUUUCCUUACCCAAGAUGAGAUGGAGUCACUUUUUGGAAGCUUGCCAGAGAUGCUGGAGUUUCAGAAGGUGUUUCUGGAGACUCUCGAGGAUGGAAUCUCGGCUUCCUCUGACUUUAAUAUACUGGAAACUCCCUCACAGUUUAGAAAGUUGCUGUUUUCUCUUGGGGGCUCAUUCCUCUAUUAUGCAGACCAUUUUAAACUCUACAGUGGAUUCUGUGCUAAUCAUAUUAAAGUACAGAAGGUUCUUGAACGAGCUAAAACUGAUAAGGCAUUUAAGACUUUUCUGGAUGCCCGGAAUCCCACUAAGCAGCAUUCCUCCACCCUGGAGUCUUACCUUAUCAAACCGGUGCAGAGAGUGCUCAAGUACCCCCUGCUGCUGAAGGAGCUUGUGUCCCUGACGGACCACGAGAGUGAGGAGCACUACCACCUGACCGAAGCAUUAAAGGCGAUGGAAAAAGUAGCGAGCCACAUCAAUGAGAUGCAGAAGAUCUAUGAGGAUUACGGGACUGUGUUUGACCAGUUGGUGGCGGAGCAGAGUGGCACAGAGAAGGAGGUAACAGAACUUUCCAUGGGAGAACUUCUGAUGCACUCUACAGUCUCCUGGUUGAAUCCAUUUCUGUCUCUAGGAAAAGCCAGAAAGGACCUUGAACUCACAGUAUUUGUUUUUAAGAGAGCUGUCAUAUUGGUUUAUAAAGAAAACUGCAAACUGAAAAAGAAGCUGCCCUCCAAUUCCCGGCCUGCACACAGCUCUGCUGACUUGGACCCAUUUAAAUUCCGCUGGCUGAUCCCUAUAUCCGCACUUCAAGUCAGACUGGGGAACACAGCAGGGACAGAAAAUAAUUCCGUAUGGGAGCUGAUCCACAUAAAGUCGGAAAUAGAAGGACGGCCAGAAACCAUUUUUCAGUUAUGUUGCAGUGACAGUGAGAGCAAAACCAGCAUUGUGAAGGUGAUUCGUUCUAUUCUGAGGGAAAACUUCAGGCGUCACAUAAAGUGUGAAUUACCACUGGAGAAGACCUGUAGGGAUCGUCUGGUGCCUCUCAAGAACCGAGUUCCUGUUUCAGCCAAAUUAGCAUCGUCCAGAUCUCUCAAAGUCCUCAGGACCUCCUGCAGCAGCGAGUGGCCCAGUGAAGCCAGCAAGGCUAACUCACUGGACUCAGACGAGUGCAGCCUGAGCAGUGGCACCCAGAGCAGUGGCUGCUCUGCUGCCGACAGCAGACAGGACUGCAGGAGCGCUGCUCCUCCAGUGGGUGACCCUCAUGUGGGUGAUCCCCACGUGGGCUUGGCGGAAUUUUCCGACAAUCUCAUCAAAGAGAGUGAUAUUCUAAGCGAUGAAGAUGACGACUACCAACAGACUCUGAAAAGGAGCAGCCCCACGAAGGACAUCGAAAUCCAGUUCCAGAGACUGACAAUCUCCGAGGAGCCCAAUGCCCACCCGGUGGAGCAGCAACCUGGUACAGGAGUGGGCGAGGGCUCAAAGGGAGAGCAGCCCAAGCUGGUCCGGGCCCACUUCUGCCCCAUUAAACGAAAAGCAAACAGCACCAAGAGGGACAGAGGAGCUUUGUUGAAGGCGCAGACUCGUCACCAGUCCCUUGACAGCCAACCUGAAAAUAUCAACAUUGAUCUCAAUUUUGUUCUAGAGCGAGAAUUCAGUGUCCAGAGCUUAACCUCAGUUGUCAAUGAGGAGUGUUUUUAUGAAACAGAGAGCCAUGGAAAAUCAUAGUACAGUUCCAUCCAGAUAAGGGUUGCAUUGCUCACGUACUUUUAAACUGGUGGUAAAGUGGAGAUUGCAGAAAAACUAUUCAUCAUUGGUUUUGUGCAGUAUGCAUUUUCCCACAAAAUUGUUGUAAAGAUUUAAGUUAUUUUAAUUUAUUGUGGAUCAGAAAACUAGAUUAAACUUGUCAGAAUCUGUAAAUUACUUAGUUUAUAUCCCUUUUGAGCAGGUAUCAAAAUGAUUUAGAAUCCUGAAAACUGCAUUCUAAUUUUAAGUUAUGUGGAAAAAGGAUGGGGAAGUUGUGAUUAAUAGCGUUCAAAAGGAUCAUUUUUUUUUCCCAAUCCUCUGGGCAUUUUCUUUGAGCUGUUUUUGCUUUAUUUAAAGUAUACUUAAAUUAUUUUAAUGUGGGUUAGGGGUACAACAUGCAGAUAGUUCAUUUUUGUAGGGUUGUAAUAGAGGCUGUUUAUACUAAACAUGUCAUACCUAUGUAGUAUAUAUAUUAAAAGCUUGUACUGUAUCUUAUUUGAUAUUUAUUUUCUCUACCAAGCUGUACAGUAAAAGGAACAUAAGCAA
Molecule: messenger RNA, 7838 nt
Organism: Cavia porcellus (domestic guinea pig)
Lineage: Eukaryota; Metazoa; Chordata; Mammalia; Rodentia; Caviidae
Gene: Tiam2
Product: TIAM Rac1 associated GEF 2
Exons: 27
Coding region: 2181-7274 (1697 amino acids)
Biological process (GO): small GTPase-mediated signal transduction; positive regulation of axonogenesis; activation of GTPase activity
Cellular component (GO): synapse; membrane
Molecular function (GO): protein binding; guanyl-nucleotide exchange factor activity
Source: RefSeq, a predicted model, not a curated record